AUGCGGAAAACAAAAGAGAUUCUAAGAAUUUUCUGCAAAUAUGUGUACUAUGCGGGCGCCGGCAACUGCUGGUACGAAAAUAUUUAUGAGGAAACGUUGCUUUACAAGUUUUACACGUGUACAUCAUUCACGGUAUACACCACAAUGAUAUUUCUUGAAAACUUGGCGGCUCUCAUCGGUGAAUUCCCGGAAGUAGAAAAAAAUUCUGCUGUCAUGUUUUUUGCUAUCCACAACAUUGUGCUCACAAAAAUGUUGCUUCUGCUGUACCACAAGAAAUCUAUACGGAAAUUGAAUUACGAAAUGGCUAUGGUUGGACAAGAGUUUGAAGAGAGCUGGAAUAUGAGAAGGCAACAAUUAAAAGUAUGGGGUGGUAUUAUUGCGUACGUAAUAUCAGUGUACUUGUCUCUUAUCGCGUAUGGAGUUGCGAGUACUAAGAGGGUUUUAGAAGAGGGAGUUCCAUUUUACACUGUCGUCACAUACUUGCCAUACUACAAUGACGACUCCACGAUAGCAUCGUGUGUCCGUAUAUUUUUCUACAUCACCUGGUUGUACAUGAUGUUGCCAAUGAUGUCAGCUGACUGCAUGCCGAUCACCCAUCUUAUAACCAUGACGCACAAGUUUAUGACGCUGUGUCAACAUUUCAACAGAAUCAGAAAGGAAUUUGAAAAAGACGCACUGAUUAUGGAUAAACAACGCGCUUUGGAAAAACUCAAGGAAGGCGUCUUACAAGGCAUACAGAUACACCAAAAACUUAUGCACUUAGGGGACGAAAUACACCGUGUUUUCGGAAUAAUCAUGUCACUCCAAGUUUGCGAGAGCUCAGCGGUGGCGGUUUUACUUUUGCUACGUUUAGCUCUGUCGCCUCACAUGGAUUUAACAAAUGCCUUCAUGACAUACACUUUCGUCAGCUCUUUAUUUUUAUUGCUCGCUCUUAAUCUUUGGAACGCCGGGGAGAUUACGUAUCAGGCUUCAUUGUUAUCCAACGCUAUAUUCAAUUGUGGUUGGCACCUCAGCAAUAUGGAGAAGGAAUCCCACCGCGACAUCAGAAGAUUGGUUCUUAUCUCAUGCACUCAGGCUCAGAAACCUCUUAUAUUAAAAGCUUUUGGUAUCCAAGACCUUUCCUAUUCCACUUUUGUGUCCCUGGUAUAUGUAUAUGGCCAUGUCCCUAUGUAUACAAUUCAAGUAUAGCUAUGUCAACAAUUACGACAUCUAUCAUUAG
Messenger RNA from Chilo suppressalis (striped riceborer), 1219 nucleotides. Lineage: Eukaryota; Metazoa; Arthropoda; Insecta; Lepidoptera; Crambidae. The record is from the annotation of a GenBank genome assembly.